UCGUUCACAACACGUGUCUCCCUCUGUCACUUUUCGCUUUUUUAUUUUCUUUUUUAAUUAUACGAAAAAGUUUCAUACUUAUACUCAUUCUUAAGGUAAUGGUGAUAUUUUUUCCAAUUAAUUCACAGAAAUCGUGAAGUUUUUUCAAUGACUUUCUUUGAUACGGACAAAGAAACUUGAGAGAAACGUUGAAUGAUCGUGUGAUUGAUUUUAAUUCAGAUUAACUGCAAAAUUGUGAUCAUAAGAAGAUGUGCAAUUGGAUUAAUUAAUAAGAAAUAAUCUCCUGGAAUUAUCUGCAGAUGGUAAAGUGGUGUUUUAGGAUCAAAAGUUCGGCGUCUCAAAGCGGCCAAUGGUUUGAGAAGGAUGGAGGAGCCAUUCAAGGACACUGGUGAUUCAAAUAAUGAAAGUCCAGUUAACAGGAGAACAGAUGAAACUAUUGAGGGAGUCAUUACAACAGACGAGAAAGAUGUACGGAUACUAUCCGUGGAUAAACUUACAGUUGAGAAGAUAGUUUUGGAGAAAGCUGGCUCACAAGAAGUACUCUUUACAAAGAGUGAAAGCUCCAAGAAGUUAUCUGAGUCGACAAAGACGUUUCCUACAAAAAUAAAUUUUAAUAAGUUGCAAGAUUUUAAAAAUAAAAAAGAUCUAACUAAUUCUAAUUUUAAUGAAGAUCUUAAAUGUAGUGGAAAAUCAACUGAGGAAUUGAAGAAUGCAGAUAAUUGCAAGAAAAAGAUAUCUUUUUCAAAAUUACCAGUUUGGAGAUCGCCUAAAAUAAAGAGUCCUAAUAUUGGCAAUGAAAUAAGAACUAAAUCAGUUAAGUUCGAUAAAAGUUUAGUUGAAGAAAGUCAAUUAAAUUCUCAUUCUUCAAUUCUAAAUCCUUUGAAAAUUUGCAAAGUUUCCCCAACAAUCUCUCCAGAGCCUUUAAAGAAGAUUAAAGCUAAUACAAAUAAAAAAGGAUCAGCUUCAGGAGAGGAUUUUAAUAAUCAAGCGGAUUUAACAAACAAUUCACAAAAGCUUAUUCAAGACAUUUUAAUCGAAGAUGUACGGGACAAUAAAACCGAACCUGUGAUUCAAAAAUGUCGCGAAAUUACACAAAAGACGCACAAUGAAAUUGAGAAGCUUCAGAAAAAUUUAGUGAAGGUUAAUUCAGCUACAAUUGAAUCUUUCAAACAGAAAUUACCAAUUUUACAUCCACAUGUGUUGAAGACCUCAACUAGUCCAGAUCUAGAUCUUAAUGAAAAUAUCACACGAGUUGUGUUUGAUAAAAAUCUUUUACCUCAGCAUGAUUUUAAUAAAAAUUUUAAAGUAGAAGAUAAAACAUUGUUAGAGACUGAUUUCGACUAUGCACCAGAUGGAGAAAAACUUAAUUAUAGUAAGUUUAAUAAACCGAAGUACAGCAGAGAAGUAUCAGAAGUUGAGAAAAGAUGGUCUGGAGAAUUUUUAGAAAAUCAAUUUGAAAAUUCUUCAGGUUCGUCUAAAUCUUCUUAUAUUGAAGAGAUUGGAAGUAUUUCAUCUCAUGGUAGUUUUAUUGAAGAUUCUCAUGCAAACAGCAAUCAACGAUCAGAAUUGCAUGUGAGAAAAAAGAAUGAAGACUUGAAAAAAUCAGAAAUCGAUGAAAUUCUUGAAGAUACUGUUAGUACAGUUGAUUCAACGUCAUGCUUAGAAGAUCGUAUUAAAGCAAUUGAUGAAGAUAUCAAUCAAUCAAUUAAACUUGAAAAAAAUCAUGAUGAAAGUGAAUCAAGAGACAGUACAUUAAAGAAAUCAUCAUCUACUGAUACGUGUUAUCAAAUUGAAGAAGUACAGGUCAAUAUUGAAACAAAUAAAAAGCAAUCGAAUGACUGUGAGAAAAUAGAAUUGAAAAGAGUUUUUAUAAACGAAGAAACUGAAGAAGAAGACUGUGAAACGGAUGAUCAGUCGAACUUUAUAGAUGAAGAAAGGGAAUGUACAGAGGUUGAGAGGGUAAUAGUUACAGAGAAAGAAGGUGAAUGUAUGCAAAGUGACGGCUACGCUGAAUUAAUAAAAGAAAUUACGAUGGAUCCGGGGUCGUCAAAGAGUAAAGAUGAAAAGAAGAAGAAAGGUGGACUUCGUCGACUUCUUCCUGGAUUAUUUUCUCCAAAAGAUUCUCGUAAAGAUUAUAAAAAAGAACAGAAGGAAAGAAAGAAACGUGACGAGCGGCAUUUCAGUCAAUAUCAACAAAAUGGAAUUUAUACGAGGUCACCCGAUACGAUGCAUUUAAAUGAAGAUAUUCGAAGAAAUGUCAAUUUAGAUACAAGUCUAAAUGGAACUAUUAUUGAAGAGAGAUUAAAUGAAAUAAAACAAGAGCUCUUUCCAGAACCUGGAAUGACAACUAGUACUCCAGAUCAUUUUAUUCAAAAUGAUCGUAAUCAUAUGCAAGGUCAGAGAGCUCCGAAAAUUUAUACAGCCAAUUCUUCACUCAGCUCUAUUGCAGUAGAAGACAAAUGGAUCGAUCAAAAUAUUAUCAGUGGAUCUCCUGAUAUGAGAAAGCUCAAAGCACACAUCAGAAAUGAUAAUGAGAGUAAAUGUAGUUUAGAGAGAAAGCAUAGUCUUCAAGAAUCCCAACCACGAUUUUUAAGAAAUCAUGGACCAUCUGGUAGAAUUUCUGCUCCACCGUCUGAACGAUAUUUAAUCAGACCUCGUGCAGUUCAUCCUAUCGAUCGACCUUUGCCUGCUAUUCCACAAAAAGUCGAGUACGUUAAUUAUGAAAAUCAUCCUGAAAUUCACCAGGUUCCAAAUAAUUAUACUGGACAAGAGGUUACUAAUUAUCAGAUGGGAGGAUAUUAUCCAAAUAAUCAAAAUUAUGCUAAUGAAGCAGAGUUAUUUGAAAAUGGAAAUCACAUUGAGAAGGCAGAAGUUAAUAAGAAUUACAGCAUUGAUUCAGGAUUUAAUCUCACACCUGUAUCAGGACAAAUGAAAAUGAAUCGUAAUCAUGUAAUUAAUCAGAAUAAUAAUAUGAAUAAUAACAAUGGUCAAAAAACACCCUCUAAUCAUGGAAGGUCUCCCAAAUAUUCACCCAGUUCCAGUCAAAAAUCUGGAGAUUAUGCUGAUUCCAGUUAUACACCUAAUUCAAGUCAGAAAAGUGAAUUUUCACCAGGUAGUUCAAAAAGUGGAGAAUAUUACUUAAAUUCUCCUAGAACCAGUAGUAGAAUGUCACCUGAUGAUAAUUUCAAUGAUCAAAGAGAUGAAAUUGAUCAUGAGCCAAUGAAAAAUGGAAAUUAUCAAGUACCUUCAAGUAUUAGAGUUCAGAAUAAAGAUGAACAUGUCUACGAUGAAACACCGAGGUCACCUUUUGAAGAAGACAAAUCUUCAGGGAUUUCUAAAGUACAAAACAACAAUCCAGAAGCAGUUUAUGGACAACGAGGAUCUCCCAAUAUCCCUUUAUCAUCCAAUUUAGCUAAACUUCGCGCUAACGUUGAAAAUUCAUCGCGUUCAGAGUCUCCAAGAAACUUUGAUGGAAGGGCAGGACAGAGUUCGCAAAUACCUUCGCCUGUAGCUAGUAGUAAAGUUUCGACUUUGUCAAUUCAAUCGCCAAGCCAAAGAGACUUAGCAAAGUCUCCACUAUCAAAUGCUCCGAGAGUAACUUCUCCAUUGACUGUCGUUACACCAGUAAGUCCGACGACUUGUAUUAAUACCAUGUCACCAAACGGAAUAAACAGAAGCAGAUCCGCUACACCUUCCGGGUCUAUGUCACCAGCAAGGAUAUUAACACUAAGUCAAGAAACUUCUCGUCUUACAAUAUCACCUUCAACAAUUAACCAAGUGACGAGUAAUUCAAUGUCCACAUUUCAACCUAGGAAAGCUCAACCAACAGAUCAAAUUUUGAUUGCUUCUCCUAAGAGAGAAUUAAUUUAUGAUACUCAACCUCAUCGACCACCAAGUCGUUUGGAAGCUGGAUGCCCCGAUUCUCCAGUGCCUAUGGCAGAUUCUCCAUGCCGUAUAUCAAGCCCCCGACCUAAUUUUAGACAAAAUAUUGCUGAAUUAGACCGCGCUAAAUCUCCUAUCAUGGAAAUGUGUGAGCAUCCACCGCCGCAGGCAUUUCAAGAUCAGCCACAGAGGAUUCCGAUGCAAUCUAAUCGACCAAUGUCCCCUCGAAUAAGUGAAAAAAUCCCCGAGAAGGGAAUUCAAAGACCCGAACCGAUUUAUUGUACUCGAAGUCCCCAGAGGGCAAUAUCACCUCUAGCAAUAAAAUCUGAUCAAAGGACUACAUCUUUAGCUGGAGGCAAAGCCAAUAUGCUAUUGAUUCCUGCGAGACCUGACAACGUCAAUUCAAUUUCAUUAUCUCCAUCAAAACUUCUAGAAAACUUGGCUGCAAAAAAUUUACAAGGUGUUAAUAGUACUCAAGAACAACAUCGUGUUCAAUCUCCAAAGCCAAUGAGCCCACAAGUACACAAAGAAUUGAUUAAUUCUUCUCCAGAACAAGCAGAGAAACUUCAGCUCAGAAAAAAAGAUAGUAAUUAUUAUCAUGAAAGACCACAAGCUAUCUAUGAUGAGCAAAAUAAUUUAAUUAGAGAAAAGAAUACAGUUAAUGAACCAAUUUAUGUCAAAAGAGUUCAACCAUCACCUGUUCCAGACCACAUGAUGACUCCGAUUUAUCAGCAUCCUCAAAAACAUCAGGUAGUUAGUCAACAACAUCAAGGAGCACGUCUCGAGCAACCUCGUCAGCAAAUUUAUGUAACUAAGCAAGAGAUUUGUGGUCCAAACCAAGAACCAAUUUAUGGACGUCAGUCAAUGCCUGAGGGAAAUAUUCAGAGAAAUCAGAAUCAAGAAAAAAUUUAUGGUCAAACAGUUACUGAGCCAAUUUAUGGACAAAAUAAACAAUUGUCUCCUUCGAAAAAGCAAAUGAUGCAACAUUUAGAAGCUUUUUAUUGGCAACAGAAGGCUUUGGAAGCACAGAAAAAUUCUGGAAAUUCACCAAAUAAAUGCCAAGAAAUUUCCGUUCCCAAUCCUGAAGUUAGAGAAGCCAUUUAUUGGCAGCAACUUAAAAAACUUGAUGAAGAACAACAACGUAAAAUUUAUGAAAGGAAUCAAUUCGAUGAAAAAUCCGAUCCUAUCUACUGGAAGAAAAAGAUACAGAGCUCAUCACCUUCUCCAACUACACAAGUGAUGAAGCAGAAUUCUCCAAGUUUAUCGAGUCCUAAUCGUUCUCAAGUUCAAGCACAGAUCGAACAUCAUUCUGAGAGCUGUGAGCAAAUUUAUUGGCGAAAUAAAUCAUCUCCAGUAGUAAAUCCGUCAGGAAAACCACCUCUUGCUGGUCAGAAAGGUCAGAAUCAACCGGUUCUAGUAGUGAGGCCUCAACAAGCUGUUCGAGAAUCAAAUCAAGUUCAGUUUAUCGAACAGGAAUCAAAAGAUUCAUCUAAAUCUAAAAACCUUUCACCUUAUUUUGUCAGAAAUGAUGAAAGACGUAGCCUUCAGAUCCCACGAAAGUCAGGAAGUACUUUAGACGAUACUAGAAAAUCAUCAACGUCUUCGAUUUAUGAUGACACCGAUAUAGAUAAGAAACAACCGCCACCAAUCUUUAAACGUGGCAGUCUUAUCAGUAACUCUAGUAGCUCUGUCGAGUAUAAUACAAUGGGACCAAAGCGAGUGAGUUUUUCAAAUCAGUCAAAUUCACCAGAAAUUGGGUCUGGCAACUGGCCGACUAAACACGGCAUGGCGCCAGAACCACCGACACGUAAACAUCGAACUGAAGAGAAAAUUCUUCCUGAAGCUGGUGUUCAAAAUCCUCGUUUUCAUGCCGAGGAUCAGAACAAUAUCAAUAUUUAUGGAAAUGUAAGUGUUUGUUCUCUUCAACAACAACAACAACAACACAUUUACGAUAUCGAUUAUGAUGCUAACAAACCAUUACCGCCACUGCCAUCAAAAGAUCCCUGGAUGCUAAAACGCAGUAACAGUAUGAAAGAUGCGCGGAAUCAACAAUUUGAAGUUCAGAGAUUGGUUCAGGUUAACCCUAGAAAAUUAUCGGGAUUCAGCGAAAGUGAGAGUGGAAGUGAAGCUGGUGAAGUUCAGAAAAUUCUUCAACGUCGUCAUGGUGAGUUUUUAAUUAAAUCUAUACUGCCAAAUAUGUGUAUACUCAUUCAUUUACAUUCAUCAUAA
This is a messenger RNA of Chelonus insularis, 6111 nucleotides long. RefSeq lists its product as uncharacterized. The record is from RefSeq and is a predicted model, not a curated record. The transcript is spliced from 2 exons. Lineage: Eukaryota; Metazoa; Arthropoda; Insecta; Hymenoptera; Braconidae. The coding region runs from base 364 to 6111 and encodes 1915 amino acids.